AUCGUGUGAGCGUGUGUGGUUUUGUAAUGGAGAUGGCUGUCGGUUGAAAUUCUCGGGGUCGAGGAGCUGGCGGCUUCUCGGCCGCCCUUGUGUUUUUAACAGUCCUACGCGUAGUACACCUUUCCGGAUACGUAGUCGUCACUCGACACGGUCGGAGAACAGUAUUCGCCAUCCCUGUGUUGUGUGAUUGGGAAGUGUCGUGUUUGGCCCGUGUUGUGUGUGUGCGCCCGCCUCGCGGAUCGGUCUUUUUCGUUCGGAAGCCGCGAGCUCGCCCCGUGAUUGUCACGCAGUCUUGUGUUCGAUGCAAAACUUGAGAAAACCUGGCGCCGUCGCCACGACGCAACAAUGUCGAAUACCGACGACACACGUCGGACAUUAUUGAGCUGGGCGAGAUGAGCCCCAGGUCAUCGUCGUCGUACUGCAGGAGACACGAUCUUGGUCUUCUGACGCGCACGAGUUGGACGGAUGCUCGCACGGCGGUUCGGCAGAUUGAAAAGGGUCGCGCCAGUGGUGGCCGCUGGUCACUGCUCGUGCGCGGCCAACUUCAGGGACAGCUUGUGCAGCUGGGUCGAUUUGUCGACCGCAAUGCGGGCAAGGUGCUCUUCGUCGGACUUCUCGUGCUCGCCACCUUCUGUGUGGGCCUCAAGUCUGCGCACCUCGAGACGGACGUUCACAACUUGUGGGUGCAGCGCGGUGGACGCCUUGAGCGUGAGCAGGCAUACGUGCGAUCGACCUUGGGUGAGGGUGCGGGCACGAGUAGCCAGCUGGUGAUACAGACGGCGCCCUCGGGUAGUGAUCUCCUGCGGAGGCCCGAGACGCUCCUGUCACAUCUCGAUGCCCUCUCCCGGGCCACCCAAGUCACCGUGGACAUGUUCGAGCUGACAUGGCGGCUCAAAGACCUGUGCUAUGCCCCCAGCUUCCCUACGUUUGAUGAGAGCUAUGUGGACGACAUGCUUGAGAAGCUUUUGCCCUGCAUCAUUGUGACGCCCCUUGACUGCUUCUGGGAAGGGUCCAAGCUUCUCGGGCCAGAGAUUCCAGCUCACAUCCCAAUCCUAGGCUUUGGUGUACAGUGGACAGACCUCAACCCACAGCGUUUAGUUGCCGAGAUCCGGAAGGUGGCGACCUUUGGUGGCUCCUUCCCAUUCGACACUAUCCAAGAUUUCAUGCGAAGGGCAGGCAUCACAUCAGCAUACCAAGAGAAACCCUGCUUGGACCCAAGUGACCCCCGAUGCCCAGAAACCGCACCCAACAAGCGUUCAGGACGGGCACCUGACAUCGGUGCACAGCUGACGGGUGGCUGCUACGGUUUCGCAACAAAGUAUAUGCACUGGCCUGAGGACCUCAUCGUUGGAGGUGUCCAGAAAAACCGGUCGGGGCACAUAGUUCGGGCGGAAGCAUUGCAGUCGGUUGUUCAGCUGAUGGCAGAGCGCGACAUGUACCAUUACUGGAAAGGGCACUACCGGAUGGCGCACCUCGACUGGACCAUGGACAAAGCGCGCUCCAUCCUUGAGGCCUGGCAGCGCAAGUUUGCAGAGGAGGUCCUGCGGGAGGAUGCGUCGUUCGAGUACCGCAACACAACGCGACGACCCAUCGGUGAGCUGCACGUGUUCACAGCCACAUCGCUUGCGGACGUCAUGAAGGACUUCUCGCAAGUGAGCCCAGUUCGUGUGGCGCUUGGCUGCCUGCUGAUGGUUGUCUACGGCUGCCUGUCGCUGUGGGCUGCGGCCGCUCGCGACAACCCCUGGGGCAGUGCAAUCCUGGGCACUCUUGGAGUGCUUCUGGCUGUGGCCGCAGUGGGGGCCGGCUUGGGCCUCUGCGCCCUGCUUGGCCUGCCAUUCAAUGCAGCCACGACUCAAGUGAUGCCAUCGUUGGCACUCGGGUUGGCCUUGGACACCCUGUUCCUGCUUGACCAGGCAUACCGACAAGGGGCUAAAAGUCGGCCCCCAUACGAGCGCACCGCUCAGGUGCUGAAGUGCGUCGGACCCAGCGUGCUGGUGGCAUGGGCUGGUACAGCUGGCGCGUUCUGCGCAGCUGCGCUGAUCCCAGUGCCGGCACUGCGGGCCUUUGCACUCCAAGCUGCCGUGCUGCAUACGUUUGGCACAGCCACCAUGCUCCUCUUGUUUCCGGCCGCAGUCAGCGUGGACCUCAGGCGAAGCCGGCACAGCUGGCAACAGUGCUGCUCAGCCGAACAUGCAACAGUUGUAGUGGCUGCUGAAGGGGACUCACAAGCUCGAUCCGUAGCCAGGCCAGCGACAGUGGUAGCAGUCGGUCCCUUGGAAACUUGGGUGGGCACAGAUGCCGCUCGGGUGGUCGACUUGAAGCAAGACGAGAGGCAGUGCUGGUGGUCAUUGGACUACUUUGCCAGUCACUACUACGCGCCUUUCUUGCAGCAGACACCGGUGAAAGUUCUGACUGUGCUGGGCCUGGUGGCGCUCCUGGCCGCAUCUGGUUGGGGGGCCUUACGUGCAGACGAAGGCUUGGACCUGGCCGAAGUGGUCCCAGGUGGAAGCCGCGAGCAGGCAUUCCUGAAGGCGCAGAGCCACUACUUCGGCUUCUUUCACAUCUUUGCCAUAACGCGGGGAAACUUCGAGUAUCCGACUAAGCAGAGACUCCUGCUGGAGUUUCACGAGGCGUUCACUUCUGUCGAGCACAUCAUCAAGAAUGACGAUGGAGGCCUUCCCGACUUCUGGCUCACGCUGUUCCGGGACUGGCUACAAGGCCUGCAGAAGGCAUUUGACCGUGACUGGGAGCGAGGCUGCAUCACCCGCGAGCAGUGGUUUCCAAAUGCUUCAGACGAAGGGGUCCUUGCCUACAAGCUCCUUGUGCAAACAGGCCGGCCAGACAACCCCAUCGACAAGAAGCUCAUCCCCAAGGGACGCCUCGUUGACGAUGAAGGGCUUGUCAACCCCAAGGGUUUCUACAACUACCUCUCGGCGUGGGCAUCAAAUGACGCGCUCGCAUACUCGGCCUCGGAGGCCAACCUCAGGCCCGAACCGCGGCAGUGGAUGCACUCAAGGCAGGACGUUGAACUGCGCAUACCCAAGUCAGCGCCGCUUGCCUACGCGCAAAUGCCUUUCUACCUCCGUGGCCUGCGCAACAGCGGCGAGGUGUCACGUGCCCUCGAGAGCGUGUGGGCACUGUGCGCACGCUUCGAGGCACGGGGACUCCCCAACUUUCCUCGCGGAGCCCCCUUUGCCUUCUGGGAGCAGCACCUGCGGCUCCGGAUUCACCUGAUGGCAUCUCUGGCUGUGGCUCUGGCCGCCGUGUUUCUGGUGCUUGCGCUGGCCCUCCUGAACCUCUGGGCUGCCUGCUUCCUUGUGCUCGUCCUCGCGAGCCUCGUCCUUGAACUCUUUGGUGCGAUGGGCUUCCUCGGCGUGCGGCUCAGCGCCAUUCCUGCUGUCCUCCUUGUGCUGGCCGUUGGUGUUGGUGUACAGUUCACUGUUCAUGUUGCAAUUUCAUUUCUGACGGCCAUUGGCUGCAGAAAUCGUCGAGUAUCGCUGAGCAUGGAAUGGAUGUUCACGCCCGUUGUGCAUGGUGCGGUGUCAACUCUGCUGGGUGUGCUCGUGCUGGCGUCGUCCGAAUUUGACUUUAUUGUCCGGCACUUCUUCUACGUGCUGUCGGCCCUGGUGAUUCUGGGUCUUCUCAACGGACUGCUGUUUUUGCCGGUGCUGCUUUCUCUGGUGGGACCACCUGGCGAGUUGGUGCCUCAAAGCCGUGGGGAUCGCAUAGCAACACCAUCACCAGAAGCAUCUCCCGAGCCUCCACCGCGAAUGCUAAGGCCACCACGUACAUUCGGGCGCCCUGUCACUGGGCCACCACUCGGUGGUGCUGGCGUGCGACGUCACCCAUGGGCUGACUCUCUGAGCACAAUAUCCGAAGAGCCACCCUCGUACCACUCUUGCUCAUCCUCGCAUGAGAUUGUUCUACACCCAGAGGUGGUCGUUGAGACUACUACGGUGACCACAAGCAAUGGAACUACAGAGACUACGACGAGAAAUACUGUGGACACUGGUGAUCGGUCAUCGUCAGCACAGAGCAGCAGCAGCAGCGGCAACAGUGGUUCAAGCAGCCGUUCAUCAACGCCGAGCGAGGGUGGCGGCGCUCCCACUGUGGUUCAGUCGAGCAGUGACUGCAGUGUGCAACAACCGGGAGGAGGGGCUACCACCAACGUCACGACCAAGGUCACUGCCAAGGUCAAAGUGGAGCUACAUGCACCUGUUCACGCCUCUGAACGAAGUCACAAGCAUCGGCGGCGGCGAGACAGCAGCUGCUCUCGCGACUGCAAAUUUUGAAGGGAGACUCGUCCUUCCGCUGCUCAAGGUUGUGGCAGCCAGUAUUUAUUUUCCUUAGGGAUCGCUGUACAUAGGCACCUUUGUGUGGGGGUGGCCCGCGUAUUGACUAACUACCUCAAGUGAAGCGUCCCCUCUUCCUCACUCUCCACACAGCAUCAUACGGGUACAAGAGCCUUCUUCUCAGCAAGGGGGCGCUGCUCUUCACUCAACACUGGAUUGAUUAGAAACGGCCACAGUAGUGACGCAUCUUUGCAUAGGAAGGAAAGCCUCUGGAAGCCCUGCAACGUAUACAGUGUGUGUGGAGUGAGUGACUGAGAAGGCUGUCCAAGUGGCCCAAUGGUGAUGGGAGCCAUUCAACUGCUCAAGAAAGUGUGCUUGCUGCCAGAUGGUAGGAACUGUUUAUUUUUUUUUUGCUCGGGACAAAAAAGUGUUCCUUUCCAGGACAGUUAGACAGCUACUCGAGAGUGAGCGGACGACACCUAUACACUGCCAUGUCAUCGAUUUCUGCUCAGUGAACGUUUGCGCGUGUCGAGGACUGUGAAAUGCAUCGGCCGCUGGACUCUUGAAUUGGUGCCUUGGUUUUGCGGAGCGUGUGAGUGGAAACGCGGAUUACAGUGUUUGUGAGUGCGUUAACACAUGAGAUUUGCCCACAUGCUUUUUUUUUUUUUACCUUCGACCAAAGAUGGCCUGCCUGCCUUUUUUUUUUUACUGUUGCUUUCGCGGGCAUUUCUCUUUGGCAGCGUUCAUUGCUGCUGUAAGUGAAGCAGGGAGCUGUUCAGCUGACAAAUCGGGUUUUUCUGGUUCCACUAUAGAUAUACUGCAACGCCAAGCGUUAUUCUCUGGACAAUUUCCCACCCCUCUUUUACCCCUCUCCAAUUCUUGAAAUGCUCAUGGUCAAUGUACUAACACUGGAUAUCCUCAGAAGCAUCCAUUCUGUGCACUGCGGACUGACUUUGAAUUGGAUGCAACGCCCAACUUCCUGUUACGAGCCUCUUGAAUUUGGCAAAAGCUACGAUGAACUUGUCCUGUUUGACACACAAGUAGUGUGACAGAAUGACCACGCAUAUGGUGUUGUAGGUUAGAAUAUGACAUUUUAGUAGAAUUUAUUUAUUUUCUGACUCUAGUGAGGGCCCUGUUGUUCCAGCCUCCCUAGCAUUGUUACUCAUUGAAAUUAUGUGGGACCACUGACUUGUUUCUAAUUAUUUUUAGUAUACUGAAAUGAGUAAAGACUGAGACAUGAAA
Dermacentor albipictus is the source of this 5534-nucleotide messenger RNA. RefSeq names its product protein patched (gene ptc). NCBI's taxonomy places the organism in Eukaryota, Metazoa, Arthropoda, Arachnida, Ixodida, Ixodidae. Gene Ontology annotation, molecular function: hedgehog family protein binding; hedgehog receptor activity; smoothened binding. Gene Ontology annotation, biological process: negative regulation of smoothened signaling pathway. Gene Ontology annotation, cellular component: plasma membrane. The record is from RefSeq and is a predicted model, not a curated record.